GUCCACAUGAAUAGGUCCCAUUAUUGCUAAUGCAAGUUUUGCACAUGCCUGAUGAGGUGAAUAGGCUUUCAAAUCAUCUCCAUUUAGUAUCUUGUGAAAUGGUUUUCAGCUAGCUAUUUCAAGAUUUCAAUAGUGAUCUCCCCUUCUUCCUUAAAAUGCAUAAUUUGGCAUUAAUUUGGGGGUGUCUAGUGAUGGCUUCAUGGUUGUUUUAUUGAUUAGAUGGAAGUAUUCUUUUCCUUCCAUUUCAUCUAGGUGUUAAAAUACAUAUAAUCUUCAAGAGACAUCAAAUUUAAUUUCUUAUAAUGCUUAUUCUAUAGCUCACAUAAUUAUGGCGUGCCAGCAAAACUGAACCUCUGGAGUUUGUAGUCGUCAGGUCAUGGUGUUGACCAUGGCUUCUCAAGAUACCCAGAACUUCUUCCAGUCUCUUUCUUCUUGGAUAUCACGGGUAUAUGAAGCUGUCCAGCAAGUUGGAGAUACUUUGUCUGCUUCCAUUGUUAAUUUAAGUAAGCACAACCCUCAGUUUAAUGGUGAGCUGGACCCAGAGUUGAUUGAUGGUGAUGUUCAGGAGAGUGAUUUGCAAGAUGGAGAAAAACAAAACCAUGCUCAGAUCAAAGAUGACAUGGAACCUCUAUUGCUUGAAGCUAACCAAUUCCCUACUGGAACUUAUAAUACUGAUCUUGGGGACAUGAAACAAAGUCCCCUUGGGGACUCUAGUUCUAUAGUAUCCCAACUGUCCUAUCCCACAUGUGAUAACCCAGAGCAGCCAUCUAGACUUCUUCCUGUUCUCGAGGAAGAUUGCCACCUUGAAAAGCUGAAGAAGAAUCUUCAACAUGACUUUGAGAACCAAGUUCCUGAAUCUUUAGAAAGCAAUGGAGAGCAAGUUAAUAGUUAUGGAGAAGAUGAACUGUCCACAUCUUCUGACAGUGAUGAAGAGAUAAUCAAACAAUUUGAGAUCUCUGUAUCCCGCUCACAGAGCUUCCGGUCAGGACCGUAUGAAAAAGGAACACAAGCAAGUUCAGAGAGGAAGCCAAAACUCAAACACUUAUUGUCCAGCCAUGAAGAGAAUAGUACAGAAGCAUCUGAAUGUGAAGAUUUAGACUUGGAUGGAUUAAGUCAACCAAGAUGUCUAAAUAAUGUCUCUUAUGGUGAAGAUGAUCACAACUCUGUGGAUUCAAGGAUUACUUCCGAAAGUAGGGAUUUUGGAGAGCAAAGAACCAAUAGACGUGAAGCCAUCUUCACUCAUAGCUUUGGUGAGGAAGCCACAGGAAGAAACUUGGAGACUGAGACAUCGUUUAGCAAUCCAGGCUUUGAAGAACCUUAUUCCACAGACACUUCCUCUGCUUGGAGCCCAGAGGAACAAGAUGGACUCAAAGUUCCCCACUUCCCUUCCAGUGCCCCUGAACCCAUCUCAAAGUGUGGAGACUUAGAUGUCAUCUUUGAAUAUAAUAGUUCCAGCCAAAAGCUUGCAGUGACCAUUGUAAAGGCCCAGAAUGUUCCAGAUAAAGACCGAAGUGGUGUCAAUGCAUGGCAAGUCCACACUGUAUUGCUUCCCAGAAAGAAGCAACGGGGUAAGACCAGUGUUCAAAGAGGGCCCACCCCUGUCUUCAAAGAGAAGGUAUUCUUUAGUAAAUUGCAGCCUGAAGAUUUGGGGCGCCACGCAGUCCGGUUCCGUCUAUACGCUGCACUCAAGAUGAACAGAGAGAAAAUGAUGGGAGAAAAGAUGUUUCACCUUAGCCAGUUGCACCAAGGAGGGAAAAUGAAAGUGACUUUGGUUUUGGAGCCAAGGAGUAAUAUGAGUAGUGGAGAGUCUCAGCUCAGCCUGUCUGCGGUUUCUCACAGUGAUAGUGCUUCAUCCACACAGUCUUUGUCUCAUGGAGGGGUGCCAGAGCUCUUGGUGGGGUUGUCAUAUAAUGCCACAACAGGACGAUUAUCUGUAGAAAUUAUCAAAGGCAGCCAUUUCCGAAACCUUGCUAUUAACAGACCUCCUGAUAGUUAUGGGAAACUCUUUCUUCUCAACUCUGUCGGCCAAGAAAUGUCCCGUUGUAAGACAUCCAUUCGAAGAGGUCAGCCGAAUCCUGUUUACAAGGAAACAUUUGUUUUCCAGGUAGCCCUCUUUCAGCUUUCCGAUGUCACUUUGAUGAUCUCAAUUUAUAAUAGACGUGCUAUGAAACGCAAAGAAAUGAUUGGCUGGAUUUCUCUGGGUCAGAACAGCAGUGGAGAAGAGGAGCAAGACCACUGGCAAGAAAUGAAGGAAACCAAGGGGCAGCAGAUCUGCAGGUGGCAUACCUUACUAGAAUCCUGAUCAUUUGGGCCAAAGUUCAUCUGUUUGGUUUUCCUUAUCACUGCUAUUGCCCAAUACCAAUUCAACACAUAAGUUAGCAGGCUUUUCUAAGAUAACUUGUUCCCCUUUGAAUUUGCAAAUGGAGACAUUAAACUUUUACCUUUCAAGGUUUUCAUAUUGAGUUUCUCACCUGAACAACUAAUUACUAGAACUAAGAACAUCGAGAAGAUGGAAAAAUUUAUUCAAACACUGAUGCUCUCACUGCCAUUUUGAAUUAUCUUCAUUUGAUGCAUUUCAAGAUUAAAUUUGAACUUAUUACAUAUAAUCAGUACAUUUUGUCUAUGUUGAUGUUGCAUCCUGAGUUCUCUUUUAUGACAAUAUUACCAGUUUCUAGAACAAUUCAUACAUAGUAGGGACUCAAUAAAUAUUAUUUCUUUUGAUAGACUUACUUCUUAAGAAUGCUUAUUUGUCAGCAUUUAUGAAUGAAUUAAUAUUUUCAGGUAGCAUGGGCAAACCCUAAAAUAUUUCUGCAAAAAUUUAAAGUGCCUCUGAUUAUUAUUAUUCAACUGAAAUUGUGUUGAUAAGCUUUACUUAGAUUUUUUGGUUGGCAUGUGUCAUUGAUGAUAGCCUGUUUCAUCAGGUUAUUAGCAUGAAUGUCAGUUAAUGACUGUUUUAAACAUUUCUUUGGUAUAUGUUUAUGCUCCUUUAGGGUCUAAAUUUUUGCAUCCUUUGGAUUUAAAUUGACAAAAAGAAAAAAAAAGAGGCCACACUUGUACCUAAAGAGUAAUUAUUCUAAUUAUUUCAUUUGAGCUUAUAUUUCAUUGUUGACUUUGUCUCCAGAAUGCUAUCUAAUGAAGCUUGAUAUAGUAAAAAUGAAAAAAAGAAGUCCUUUUUAGAACAAAAGAAAAGCUUUAGAAGAUAUCUAGUUCAGGGACUUCAUCAACCACAGAUGAUGAGAAGGAGGAUGAGAGAGGCUUCUUAGGUCACACACAUAGUAAAUGGCACAGCUGUGGAUAGGACCCAGGCAUUCUAACUCCAACACCACUAAUCUUUUUUUUUUUUGCAACACAUAUCUUUACUGAUUGUAAGAGUAAGUUGAAAUGAAAGAAAGAAAAGCACACUAAAUUAUAACUAGGUGUCAUGGCUCUCCUGGUAAUGCCCAGUUUAGGUACCAGACAACUCUGUUAUGAAUUCCUAUAAUCCACAUCUGACAAAUAUAACAUUCUAUAACUUAAUGAAGGGAUCUGACAUUUGAAAGUUACAAUAGGAACUUAUUUUACACAAACUGAACAUACUUGAAUUCAACAAUAUGCCAUCAGCAAUAGACAAGAAUAAAGGGAGAAACAUAACAUUAAAUAAAGGUUUUAAAUUAUACUCUAAAUCUUUGCCAUUUUCCCAAGUGGCACAAAGUCUCAUAGCUGUUUGCCCAAUCAUUCUCAUUCUUGUUCAGAGAACAGUUAGUGUGAGUCAUCACAUUGUUUUAUGCCAAACAUUAACUCCUGUAUCAGUCUUUGUUUGGAAUUCUUGUUUGUAACAAGUUAUAUCCAAGUCUGAGUAGUGCUUCUUUUUGUUUUAUUAAUAAUAUCCUUACUGCUAACUCUGAUAAGCCUAAGAAAAGUCAUAAAGUACCUAGGUAUGUUCAUAUAAGAAAUACUUAUAAAAUAAUAGAGUUCACUAUCAUACAGGAUUUUUAACUUACUUGAAGGAUCUUGGAACAUAAUGGUAGCAUAAAAUGAGGUCCUACUGUUGUGUGCUUUUAGAAAAAAAAACAAAAAGGAGGAAAAAGCCUUCCAUUUUAUUUGAAGCUAUUUUAUUUGAUCUCUAGUCUUCAUUUUAUUUAAUUUAUAUAAUAUUGCCAAAGCACUUCAAGUCCUUCUAAGGAAAGCUAAUCUAAAAACAUAAAGUAGCCUUAUUACUUUGCAUGCUUUCAAUAUUAUAUCCAUUAAGUGUUGAAUGGCCUUAUUAUUUUGUUUGUGGUGUUGGGUCUUGAUAAUUGACUAAAAGUAGUACUGAGUACAGUUGGUUAAGUGGUAACACAAAGACUUUAUUAUUUUUUAAAAAUAACCUUUCAAGCUUUAUCUCAUUCUCUUUGAAGGGAAAAAUGGUGGUCAUGCCACACUUUUCUUAAUACCUUACCAUAACAAUGUGGCAUUCACUUUUAAAUUUGUAUUUGUAAAAAUAUCUGCAUUUAUUAGACAGAUAGUCUUUUCUUUUGACUAUUUUGUGUUUUAACAUGUGAGUUACUCAAUGCUACCUGAUAAAUACCUCCUACUCUGUUCUUAUUUAUUUGAUAAUUUCUGGGAAUGGCACUGAACACAAUAGCUGAUUCAUGCAUGAUUAUCACACCUUUCAAUUGUUUCUUUUCUUGCCAUGGUUUCCAGGAAUACACUGUAAAAAACAAAAAUUGCAUACUAGUUGGCCUGUAUGUAUGUGUUGAGUAUUUAGAGGUCUGUAUAUCAACAACAUUCAACAUAAAAUUGAUGUUAAUGUAAGACAUGAAUUAAAAUACAGGUUGAAUAAUUA
This is a messenger RNA of Monodelphis domestica (gray short-tailed opossum), 4804 nucleotides long. The record is from RefSeq and is a predicted model, not a curated record. Lineage: Eukaryota; Metazoa; Chordata; Mammalia; Didelphimorphia; Didelphidae.